AUGACAAAAAUCUACAGGGCAAGUAUUGCUCUUAGACAUGUCCCCCAGAAGUGGAGAGAAACCAAGGUGGUUUUUAUACCUAAACCUGGCAAGAACGGUCACGUCAGGGCAAAGGACUAUAGACCAAUUAGCCUUAUGUCCUUUGUAUUAAAGACCUUAGAGAGACUGGUGGACAGAUUUCUCAAGUCCAACUCUCUAAUACAACAACCUCUAGCCGACUCUCAGUACGCUUACAGGGAGGGCAGGUCUACCGAAACCGCCCUAUAUCACCUGAUAAACAAAGUUGAGAGUCAGCUGGAGGCAAAGGGCUAUACGAUCGGAAUCUUCCUGGACAUCGAGGGCGCUUUUGAUAGCACUUCACACGAGGUGGUAGGGGAAGCACUGAUCAGACAUGGAGUACAAGAACCACUGGUGGACUGGAUAGAAGACAUGCUAGUGGACAGAUGCUUGACGGUGGAGUGCCAAGAUAUCUCCAUCAGAGGAAAACCAACGAGAGGCUGUCCACAGAGGGGAGUUUUAUCUCCUCUGUUGUGGUGUCUAGUGAUAGACGACCUGCUAAAAGAGCUACAGAGGAAAGGUUUCUCGACCUUUGGCUAUGCUGAUGACGUGGCCAUUGUGGUUAGAGGACCAUUUCUCAACACACUAAGGGACCAAGCAAAAGAUACCUUAAAGAUUGUGCAAAACUGGUGUGAGAACAGAUGUCAAACGAUUAAUCCGAGCAAGACAAAUAUUAUGGUCUUCACCAGAAAAUAUAAACCUGAACCCAUAGAGACGUUAAAACUCUGGGGAAAGGAAAUACCGUUUACGAACUCGGUGAAAUACUUGGGACUGAUUCUAGAUCCUAAGCUUAGCUGGGGAAAACAUCUCAUAGAGCAAAAGAAAAAGUUCUAUGCAUCCAUGGCGGUCCUGCUGCCGCGGCUGUUAUACGCGUCAGUCGUCUGGUGGACGAGAAGAAAUAAAGGGGAGGUGGAGAAACUACUUAGAAGCCUGCAAGGUUACUACCUAAGGGCUGCAGUAGGGGCCAUAAAAACCACACCCACAGAGGCGCUUGAAAUAGCACUUAGUGUUACGCCAAUAGGCUUGGCCGUGAUAAAAUCAGCCAAUACCACGGCAUACCGCCUGAAAUGUCAGGGUGAAUGGAGAAACACAGGACUGGUACACACCAGGCUAGGUCUUUUCCAAAAGUACCCUAUUGAGGGAAAACAAGACAGAACCACAAGAAAGUAUCAACUGGUAAAACAUUUUAAAUUAUGGAUACCUGAUAGAAACGAGUGGUUGAAACCGGGCGGGAUCAUGGACACAAAAGUGGACAUGUGGUUCACGGACGGGUCAGGCAUAAACAAUUGCUUUGGAGCAGGAGUAUAUGGACCUGGGAAAAACCAUAGGGAAAAUAUUCCAAUUGGAGGCGACUGCACGGUCUUUAUGGCAGAGAUGCUCGCCAUCCUCAGAUGUGCCGAACUGAUCCUAACCAAGGGAACAAAUUGCAGGAAAAUAUAUAUCUGCACGGACAGUAGGGCAGCCCUUCUGGCGUUGGUAGGUGCGACCACCGAGUCAUACUUGGUAUGGGACUGUAUGCUGGCGCUGGAGGAGCUGUGCGGAAAAAACAAAGUAACGUUAGUCUGGGUACCCGGGCAUCAGGGCAUACCGGGAAACGAAAUAGCAGACUCACUGGCUAGAGAAAGGGCUAGCAAAGCACCAGAUAGUCGGGAGGUGGGAGUGCCCUUUACGAUGGGCAAGAACUUCAUCAGAGACAAUAUAAACAAACAACACAAGGCCAGGUGGGAAAAUCUGAAAUCCUGCCGACAGGCCAAAUUUCUGAUGAAAGACAUAAAUGGUAACAGAACCAAAGAACUACUUACACUGAAUAGGCAGAAAUUGAGGAUGGGGAUAGGACUGUUGACAGGACAUUCACCAAUACUCAAAGCCCACCUAUUCAAUAUCAGACUCGCAGACAGGAAGGAGUGUCGACUAUGCGGGGAGGAAAAAGAGGACAGCAUACAUAUUCUGUGCCAAUGUCCGGCUCUGACUAGAAAGAGAUUCAGGAUCUGGGGACAAAGUUUUCUUAAAUCCCAAGAAUUAGACAACAACAAGGGUGGUGGAACUCAUAAGCCUAGUGGAGAACUCUGGGCUGAGUACACAUCACCCAGUUUAAAGACAAGAGUGAGAAGACACAAUGGAUCUUGCUAG
This is a messenger RNA of Nylanderia fulva, 2187 nucleotides long. Lineage: Eukaryota; Metazoa; Arthropoda; Insecta; Hymenoptera; Formicidae. The record is from RefSeq and is a predicted model, not a curated record.